UUUCACAUGUUGUCGAGGGGGUAAGUUUAUAUUUAACUAUCAUUCAUUUAAAUUUUUCUAGUAAAAUAACAAUACUAAUAUAUUUUCUCUUGAAAAUAGGCUAACCCCGACACAGGAGAACUGCCAACUGCGGUGGAAACUUUUCAAAAGUUUCACCAUAAAGGCAACAAUUGGCGCAACGAGUACGCACAACAAGCUUACGAGCAAAUGGUUGAAAUAGCGGCAACUCAACCAGCGCCCACUGAAGAUGAGCCCGAUGAGCCUGCUGUCGAUCCUACACAGUACCCCCGAGACUUACCUGUUAUGACGCAAGUACUCGGGGAACGAUCUCGACAUCUUAGAGGCUUUGGCCAUCUCCCCAGACUGAAGGGAGUUGGGGCCAAAAGAGCACCUGCCACGCAUCCUUCAGCCCCACCGACUGUUACAAUGGAACAGUACGAGGCUUUACAGAAAAAAGUGGAGGAAGCGGAGCAGACAACUCAACAUACGAGGCAGCAGUAUGAGACACAACAACUCUACCUCAGACGAUUCCAAGAUCAGUUUGAGUAUCUUUCUCGAGCUGUGCCGGGUUUCAACUUGCCUCCCAUGGAUCUUCCACCAUUGCCCACUCCUGGUGCUGGAUCGUCGGCUGCUCCUGGUGCUGGAUCGUCAUCGCAGCCUCCCGAGACUCAGAGAAACAACGAUGACGACAUUACCCGCCUAUAGAACUGUACUUUUUUUUAUUAUCCGGUUCGAACAUUUAACAUUUUGUUUAUAUACUGAUUUUAGUAGAACAUAAUAUAAUUAAUGUUCGUUUAUCUUUUAAUGUAAAUUAUGUUGGUUUUUUUGUUAAUAUAAUAUUAUAAUUAUUUUAAAAAAAUUAAUUAAUUAUAUUUAAUUAAUUAAUAUUAUAAUUAAUUAAAUAUAAUUAAUUAAUUUUUUUUAA
This is a messenger RNA of Cannabis sativa, 925 nucleotides long. RefSeq lists its product as uncharacterized. The record is from RefSeq and is a predicted model, not a curated record. The coding region runs from base 208 to 705 and encodes 165 amino acids. The transcript is spliced from 2 exons. NCBI's taxonomy places the organism in Eukaryota, Viridiplantae, Streptophyta, Magnoliopsida, Rosales, Cannabaceae.